This is a messenger RNA of Ictidomys tridecemlineatus (thirteen-lined ground squirrel), 3378 nucleotides long. It is a transcript of the gene Npnt, whose product is annotated as nephronectin. Gene Ontology annotation, molecular function: calcium ion binding. The record is from RefSeq and is a predicted model, not a curated record. Gene Ontology annotation, cellular component: membrane. NCBI's taxonomy places the organism in Eukaryota, Metazoa, Chordata, Mammalia, Rodentia, Sciuridae.
UCCCCCUGCAGCGCCUCCCCUCGCGGGGAGGGAGCCGGAGGGGGCUCCCGGAGCCGCGCCGCAGACCUGCUCUGGCUUCGCGUCGCGCCUCUCUGCUUCCAGAGUGGCUGCAGGAGCCGAGGCGGAGGCGGUACGGGGUUCCCGCGACUUGCAGUUUCUCUGGGGAGCUGAGGAGGAGAGUGCGCCUUUCCCCCGCUCCCAGCAACCUCAACCUGUUCCCGGCGCUCGGCGACUCUCACUCCCGGGACUCGCCGCCCAACAUGAAUUUCCCCCUGGCGCUGGCGCUCCUGUCCUCGCUCUACCUGCAGACGGCUGCCGAGUUCGACGGGAGGUGGCCCAGGCAAAUAGUGUCAUCUAUUGGCCUAUGUCGUUAUGGUGGGAGGAUUGACUGCUGCUGGGGCUGGGCUCGCCAGUCCUGGGGACAGUGCCAACCUUUCUACGUCUUAAGGCAGAGAAUAGCCAGGAUAAGGUGCCAGCUCAAAGCUGUGUGCCAGCCUCAGUGCAAACAUGGUGAGUGUAUUGGGCCUAACAAGUGCAAGUGCCACCCUGGAUAUGCUGGAAAAACCUGCAAUCAAGAUGAGCACUUCUACCCAACUCCUCUUGACCAAGGCAGUGAACAACCUCUUUUUCAACCCCUGGAUCAUCAAGCCACAAGUUUACCUGCAAGGGAUCUGAACGAGUGUGGCCUGAAGCCUCGGCCCUGUAAGCACAGGUGCAUGAACACUUUUGGCAGCUACAAGUGCUACUGUCUCAAUGGAUAUAUGCUUAUGCCGGAUGGGUCCUGCUCAAGUGCCCUAACAUGCUCCAUGGCAAACUGUCAGUAUGGCUGCGAUGUUGUUAAAGGGCAAGUCCGGUGCCAGUGCCCCUCCCCAGGUCUGCAGCUGGCUCCUGACGGGAGGACCUGUGUGGAUGUUGAUGAAUGUGCUACUGGAAGAGUCUCCUGCCCUAGAUUUAGACAGUGUGUCAAUACUUUUGGGAGUUACAUCUGCAAGUGUCAUAAAGGCUUCGACCUCAUGUACAUUGGAGGCAAAUACCAGUGUCACGAUAUAGAUGAAUGCUUCCUUGGGCAGCAUCAGUGCAGUGGCUUUGCUCGAUGUUACAACAUUCAUGGGUCCUACAAGUGUAAAUGUAAAGAUGGAUACCAUGGUGAUGGAUUCACUUGUGUCUAUAUCCCCAAAGUCAUGAUUGAGCCUUCAGGUCCAAUUCAUGUACCAAAGGGAAAUGGUACCAUUUUAAAGGGUGAUGGAGGAGAUAAUAAUUGGAUUCCUGAUGUCAGAAGUACUAGGUGGCCUCUGAAGACACCAUAUAUUCCUCCUGUCAUUACCAACAGGCCUACUUCUAAGCCAACAACAAGACCUACACCAAAGCCAAUACCACAGCCCACUCCUCCACCACCACCCCUGCCAACAGAGUUCAGAACACCUCCACCUCCACCCACCCCAGAAAGGCCACCUACCAGACUGACAACUGCAGAACCAGCUACAAGCACAUCUGCAAGAGGAGUUACAGUUGACAACAGGAUACAGACAGAUCCUCAGAAACCCAGAGGAGAUGUAUUCAUUCCACGGCAGCCUUCAAAUGACUUGUUUGAAAUAUUUGAAAUAGAAAGAGGAAUCAGUGCAGAUGAUGAGGCAAAGGAUGAUCCAGGUGUUCUGGUACACAGUUGUAAUUUUGACCAUGGACUUUGUGGCUGGAUCAGGGAAAAAGACAAUGACUUACACUGGGAACCAAUCAGGGACCCAGCAGGUGGACAAUAUCUGACAGUAUCGGCAGCCAAAGCCUCAGGGGGAAAAGCCGCUCGCUUGGUGCUACCUCUCGGCCACCUCAUGCAUUCAGGGGACCUGUGUCUGUCAUUCAGGCACAAGGUGACUGGGCUGCACUCAGGCACACUCCAGGUGUUUGUGAGAAAACACGGUGCCCACGGAGCAGCCCUGUGGGGAAGAAAUGGUGGCCAUGGCUGGAGGCAAACACAGAUCACCUUGCGAGGGGCUGACGUCAAGAGCGUCAUCUUCAAAGGUGAAAAAAGGCAUGGUCACACUGGGGAGAUUGGAUUGGAUGAUGUGAGCUUGAGAAAAGGCCACUGCUCUGAACAACGCUAACAGCUCCAGAACUAGCAAUGAACUCCUAUGUUGGUUGCUCCCUCGUCUUUUUCCAAUCCUCACCUUCUCUCCUCUUCUCCUUCUUAUCAGGCCUAGGAGAAGAGUGGGUCAGUGGGUCAGGAGGAAGUCUGGUUUGUGACCCACAUCUUGCUGGCCUGCUUUGUGCAAUCCCAAUGAACAGUGACACCCUCCUUGAAGGACAGGGACAUCUGUAGACACAUCCAAGCCAUUCUGGGGUGUUGCCUUCCAUCCUAAGUUUUGUUUGGGAAGGCCUUCAGUGUGUGUGACCUAUACCAUCCUUCAUCCUGAUUACAGAGUGCUCCUUGUAGCAAAUUAUGGGGACGUUUUCAAAAGAAGUCUGUGCAAAUGGCCAUUCUGUUAUCUGUUCAGUGUUGUACCAUGAGUAGUAUUGACUUUCCUUAAGAUAUGAUGUACAGUGUGCUUGUGAAAUUGAUUUAUCCUCUUCACUCACGUUAGUUCUGGCCUCACCUGAACUCUGACUUUCACUGCCAUUCACUUUAUGAAAGAAGGGUGUAUAACACAUCAAUUUGCAUUUAUUCUUGUUAUCUGUGUUUUUACUUUAAAGACAAUUAUGUAGAGUGGGCACAGAAUCCCUCGUUGGUAGUAUUGUGUUUUGUGUAAAUGUGCUAUUGAUACUAAGUAUAUACGUGUUCCUAAUAUUUACAGACUCUAGUUGCAAGGUAAAAGGCAGCUUGUGAUCUCUUGAACUAAAAAGACAUGGCAAAAGGUCAUCCAGUUCCAUGACCAAUCCAUUGGCAGCAAGAGAAAAUUGGCAGAGGUUUCAGUUUGUGGAAGGAUGAAUUUUUUUAAAUUGCCUUGAGUUUAGUCUCUACAAGAACAGUAAACUAUUUAGGGAGACAAGAAAUUGCAGUGAACAUAUAAAAACCUCACUGUUUCAAGAUAUAAUUUAAAAUUGAUGGCUUUACCAUCUUAACAUGGCUCUCUCUUAUAAUCUGUAAAAAGCUGUGUAAAAGUUUGGUUUCUGUAGAGGAAAGAUCCUGCUGAUGGAAGCAAGGUAAGAAGAAGAAUAGGGGAAAAGCUCCACUGGAACAGAUCUGUCAUGCGAAACCCCCACAGGUAGAGCUUGCACAUGCCGUCAGGUUAAGAUCGGAAGCAAGUCCUAUGCACUGAGGUAUUGCAUGUGUGGAGUCACACACCAGAGGAAGAGACAGGAUUGGAAUUCUAACAUCCACGGACCCCAACUGUAUUUCCUCCCUGCAUAUUUUAUCUUUAUAUUAAAAAAUACAUAACUUUAAAA